Cryphonectria parasitica EP155 is the source of this 1569-nucleotide messenger RNA. Its product is annotated as FAD/NAD(P)-binding domain-containing protein. The record is from RefSeq and is a predicted model, not a curated record. The coding region runs from base 1 to 1569 and encodes 522 amino acids. Gene Ontology annotation, molecular function: NADH dehydrogenase activity. NCBI's taxonomy places the organism in Eukaryota, Fungi, Ascomycota, Sordariomycetes, Diaporthales, Cryphonectriaceae. The transcript has 5 exons.
AUGGCACUCGCUCUUAGGCAUCCCAACACGCUUGCACGAACGGUCCUGUCAGUGUCCAGAAUUAGAUACUUCUCGAGUUUUCGAUCUGACAAGAAUGGCAAGAAAGAAAGAGUUGUGAUCCUAGGGUCCGGCUGGGCAGGAUACGCCUUCGCCCGCAGUCUCGACCCAUCCAAAUACGAAAGGAUCAUAGUCUCCCCCCGCUCCUACUUCGUCUUCACCCCGCUGCUCGCCUCCACCGCCGUCGGCACCCUCGAGUUCCGCACCACCCUCGAGUCCGUCCGUCGCCUUGGCAAAAAUGUCCGUUUUUACCAGGGCUGGGCGGACGACGUUGAUUUUGAACGCAAGGUUGUGCGUGUCGAGGAGAAUGUGACAAACGACCCGUCCACCAGCCGGACCAAUUUGCCAUUGCCGCCUCAAGCCCAAGGGAACGGUGAAGAAGGAGUGAAGGCGGUGAUUCCCAAGGGCCCCGUCACAGAUUUGAGCUAUGACAAGUUGGUGAUCGCCGUCGGAGCAUACAGCCAGACCUUUGGCAUCGAGGGCGUCAGGCAGCAUGCACACUUUCUGAGGGACAUUGGCGACGCGAGGAGGAUCCGGCUGCGAGUCCUCUCGCUGUUUGAGCAGUGCACCAGCCACGCCAUGAAAUCUUCCUCAACAGCCGACGAAGCCCGCCGCAAGCUCCUCCACUUCGCCAUCGUAGGUGGCGGCCCGACAGGCAUCGAGUACGCCGCCGAGCUGCACGACCUCGUCCGCGACGACCUCUCCAAGAUCUACCCCAACCUCAUGCCCCACGUCCGGAUCACCGUCUACGACAUCUCCCCAAAGAUCCUCCCCAUGUUCGACCAGGCCCUCGCCUCCUAUGCCAUGCGCCUGUUCAGCCGUCAGGGCAUCUCCGUUCGCACUAAACACAGUAUCCAGAGCAUCGCCCCAGACCCGGACACAGGUGGCCUCCGCCUGCGGAUCAAGGAAGCCGGCGAGGAGGAGAUCGGUGCAGGUAUGGUCGUCUGGAGCACGGGGCUUAUGCAGAAUCCACUCGUGGAGAAGCUCGUGCAGAAGACCCUUGCCGGUGAGGGGGCCAGCCAUCCUUCCGAGUACCGCCUCGAAAAAGACCCUAAGACAGGCGGCAUCAUCGUGGACGAGCAAUUUCGUGCGCGCCUGGCCAACUCCUCCUCAUCCUCCUCAGGCGCCCAGCAGCAGCUCCUCUCCUCCGUCUUCGUCAUCGGUGACUGCGCCGUCGUAGCCUCCCAACCCGACCUCCCCAAGACCGCCCAAGUGGCUUCCCAGGAAGCAGCGCACCUCGCCAGGACCCUCAACAGGCACAAUGCAGCCGCCGGCGAGGUCCUGAGCGAGACGGCCAAGCCCUUUCGCUUUAAGAACCUCGGUACCAUGACCUACCUGGGCAACUGGAAGGCCAUCCACCAGAGCUCCGCGGACCGUCUGACGGGCUGGGCCGCUUGGGUGCUGUGGAGGACGGCCUACUUGACCAGGAGCAUGAGCCUGAGGAAUAAAGUGCUCGUGCCAGUAUAUUGGUUCGUGUCGUGGAUGUUUGGAAGGGAUAUUGGGAGGUUCUGA